Messenger RNA from Abrus precatorius (Indian licorice), 1818 nucleotides. RefSeq names its product polyadenylate-binding protein 8-like. Lineage: Eukaryota; Viridiplantae; Streptophyta; Magnoliopsida; Fabales; Fabaceae. The transcript is spliced from 9 exons. The record is from RefSeq and is a predicted model, not a curated record. Bases 1 to 1818 code for a protein of 605 amino acids. Gene Ontology annotation, cellular component: nucleus; cytosol; ribonucleoprotein complex. Gene Ontology annotation, molecular function: poly(A) binding; poly(U) RNA binding; mRNA 3'-UTR binding.
AUGGCGCAAAUCCCCGAGAAUGAAGAAGUGGCUCAGCGUCAUAUUCCGCCGUUGAACACGUCGUUGUACGUUGGUGAUCUUGACGAUCACGUCACCGAUACGAUGCUCACAAAUCACUUCAACCAGGUUGGUGAAGUCGUUUCCGUUCGAAUUUGCAUGAACAUGUUCACUCAUCAAUCCCUCGGUUACGGCUACGUCAAUUACAGUAAUCACGAGGACGCCAAAAAAGCAAUUGAAGUGCUGAAUUUCACUUCGUUGAAUAACAAACCCAUUAGGGUAAUGUUUUCUAAUCGGGACCCUAGCGCUCGGAAGAGUAGUACUGCUAACCUCUUUGUCAAGAAUUUGGAUAAGGAAAUAGAUAACAAGGCUUUGCAUGAAACCUUUGUGGCUUUUGGAAAUAUUCUUUCUUGCAAGGUCGCGGUGGAUCCUUCUGGUCAGUCUAAAGGCUACGGUUUUGUGCAAUUUGAGAAAGAAGGAUCUGCACGAGAAGCUAUUGACGAGUUAAAUGGCUCGAUAAUCCAUGGUAAACAGCUCUAUGUGGGUCAGUUUCGGCGAAAGCAGGAGAGAGAGAGUGCUCUGAGGGAUGGAAAGUUUAAUAAUCUAUAUGUGAAAAACCUAUCGGAGUCAGUAACGGAGGGUGAGUUGAACAUAAUUUUUGGAGAAUAUGGACCCAUUACCAGUACUGUAGUGAUGAGAGAUAUAGAUGGUAUAUCGAAACGUUUUGGUUUUGUCAAUUUUGCGAAUGUUGAUGAUGCUGCUAAAGCUUUAGAGGAACUUAAUGGAACGAUUUUGGAUGGUAAGGAGUUGUACGUUGGAAAAGCCCAGAAAAAAAGUGAAAGGCAGCUUGAACUGAAAGAACGAUAUGGGCAGACUUCGAAGGAUGCCUUUGGUGUGCAUCCCGGUUCAAACUUGUAUCUCAAGAACUUGGACGAUAGUGUUGACGAUGAAAAACUCUGCAAACUGUUCUCUGUGUUUGGUUUAAUAACCUCAUGCAAGAUUAUGCGAGAUCCACAGGGGAUUAGUAGAGGAUCUGGAUUUGUUGCAUUUUCAUGUCCUGACUCUGCAACUUGGGCUCUUUCUGAGAUGAAUGGUAAAAUGGUUGCUGGAAAGCCUCUCUAUGUCGCCCAUGCACAGAGAAAAGAAGAGAGAAGAGCAAAGUUACAGGAACAAUUUUCGCAAACAAGACCUGUUGGAACAAUUGGACCUCGAAUGCCACUGUACCCACUGGGGGCUCCUGGGAUGGGACCACCGCCACCGUUUUUCUAUCGGCGACCACCUGUAGCUCCAGCCUUUGUACCUCAGGCUGGAUUUGGUUACCAGCAGCAAUUUGUUCCCGGAAUGAGACCAGGUGGUGCUCCUCCGCAAAGCUUGUUUGUUCCAGGGGCUCAACAAGGUCAACAGGGACAGCUCCCAAGUGAACAACGAGGAGCAGGGCCUACGCAACAACUCCAGCAACCAAUGCCAUCGAUGCAGCCAAUGCAAAUGGGACAUGUCUAUGCAUGUACUAAUGUACCUGUUUUUCAGCAAAUGCCCAUUCAGACCCUUUCUACAGCCCUUGCAAGUGCUUCUCCUGAACAACAGAGGAUAAUGCUUGGUGAAACUUUGUACCCGCUUGUAGAUAAACUGGAGCAUAAUGCAGCAACAAAGAUUACGGGUAUGAUUUUGCAGAUGGACCAAGCUGAAGUGUUACAUCUGAUUGAAUCACCAGAUGAUCUUAAGGAUAAAGUUGCCGAGGCCAUGAAUUUGUUGAGAGAUAUUGAACUGCAGCCAUCAAACAACCCAGUCGAUCACCUGGCUUUUCUAUCUAUCUCUGAAUGA